Molecule: messenger RNA, 2885 nt
Organism: Triplophysa dalaica
Lineage: Eukaryota; Metazoa; Chordata; Actinopteri; Cypriniformes; Nemacheilidae
Gene: cnot9
Product: CCR4-NOT transcription complex subunit 9
Exons: 7
Coding region: 128-1102 (324 amino acids)
Biological process (GO): negative regulation of translation; mRNA catabolic process
Cellular component (GO): CCR4-NOT core complex; CCR4-NOT complex; P-body
Source: RefSeq, a predicted model, not a curated record
CGCAGACGACGAAGCAGGAGCGGAAGGCGCUCGUUUUCACCGCUCAUGUAAUCGGGAUUCAUUUAUUCUUAUUUUUCAUACUGCUGAUCACUUUUACUCUGGAUACCACAGUAAAGUGAUAGGGAGGAUGUUGGCUACAGGAGCGGCUGUAACCACUGCGGGUCUGGCACAGGUGGACCGUGAGAAGAUCUAUCAGUGGAUCAAUGAGCUCUCCAGCCCAGAAACACGAGAGAAUGCCCUGUUGGAGCUCAGCAAGAAGCGAGAAUCUGUGACUGACCUGGCACCGAUGCUCUGGCACUCGUGCGGUACUAUAGCGGCUCUCCUGCAGGAAAUCGUGAACAUCUACCCGUCUAUAAACCCCCCGACACUUACAGCCCACCAGUCUAAUCGAGUGUGUAAUGCUUUAGCACUGCUGCAAUGUGUCGCCUCCCAUGUAGAGACACGCUCUGCUUUCCUGGCAGCUCAUAUCCCUCUAUUUCUAUAUCCUUUCCUGCACACGGUCAGUAAAACCCGACCCUUCGAAUACCUGCGGCUAACGAGUCUAGGAGUUAUUGGUAAGGGGACUGAUCCAAGCAGAAAACUAUAUCUGACAAUUUUGAAAGAAUGCGAACUGAAAGUCUUUGGUUUUGUAGGAGCGCUGGUGAAAACAGACGAACAGGAAGUGAUCAACUUUCUGUUGACCACGGAAAUCAUACCGCUCUGCUUGCGCAUCAUGGAGUCGGGCAGCGAGCUUUCAAAGACGGUGGCCACAUUUAUACUGCAGAAGAUCCUCUUGGAUGACACAGGCCUUGCUUAUAUAUGCCAGACCUAUGAACGCUUCUCACAUGUCGCCAUGAUACUGGGUAAAAUGGUCCUUCAGUUGUCAAAGGAGCCCUCUGCUCGUCUGCUAAAGCACGUUGUGCGCUGUUAUUUACGUCUAUCUGACAACUCCAGAGCGAGAGAAGCUCUCCGUCAGUGCCUGCCCGACCAGCUGAAGGACACCACCUUCGCACAAGUGCUAAAAGACGACUCCACCACCAAGCGCUGGCUAGCCCAGCUUGUGAAGAACCUGCAGGAGGGGCAAGUCACAGACCCCCGUGGCAUCCCGUUGCCCCCUCAGUAAAGCCACACAGGCCUAUACGCUCGCACUCAACCAAGCACCUCCAGGAAGACUAGGAUACAAACUUACAACGCAUCCCAUCAACCAGUAAACCACACAGACUGUUUUUACAUUCAAGGGCACUUACAAAAAGAAUUUUUUUUUUGCCAAGAAGUUCAGAAACGGUGCUCAGCAUUCACGGUUCGUUUUUCUGAGAUGCUAAAGAUAUUGACUUGGGAGACCGAGGGAGAGUCGCCUCGCGCAUUAUCAGUUUGUUUUGUCGUUACUUUCUUUCCUCGUCACCUUUUUUGACGAAGCCAAGAGGAGUUUAAGGACUCGUCUGUCGUGUGUUUUCCUCGCACAAAAAGGAAACGUGUAUGUAAUUUUCAAAGCUGUAAAAUAAACUGUCAUCGUAAAUGUCAAGCGAAAUCGUGAUCACUGUGCUGCUUUUUUGCUGUUGUUACUGUGUUGUUUUUCACUAUUUUGAAACUACAAGACAGGCAGUCUAUGACAUGCAUUUUGAUCCCUGAAUCCCAGAAAAGUCAUUUUAGUUUCAUAAAUGCCAGAGACAAUCUGUGAAGAAGUCAACUGUUAUAUACACAUUUGUGCAUGACUUAAAUCAAUCUUGUUCUUCAUAAACAGAAAAAUAUAGACCUCAAAUAUUGUAUUUCACACCCAAUUGUAUCAACAAAACAUAACCGGUUCAAUUUGAACAAUAUUCACCGCUGUGUUAUGAACGUCCGAUAAAACGCAAGAAGGGAUAGUUUAAUUAAGAUGAUGUCUGUAAUGGAAAGUGUUUGUCCCUGUGUGCGGGUGUGUAUAGGAGUCUGGAGACACUCCAAGCGUUGACUCGAUGCAGGCAGGGACCCCCUUAUAAAGGUGGCCGGAGCCAUGCGUGUAAGCCGAGCCUGGAAACUGAACUCUGUCGUGUUUUAUUCAUGAAGAGAAACACGAGGAAGGAACAUAGGGGAAGAAUUCGAAUAGCCAAAGACAUCCCAAAUCAACCAGCGCGACCCCUCCUAAACGGUUUGAUGCGUUUUAGAGAAUACAAAAUAGAAGUUGAAAUUAAAAAAAGAUUAUCAGAUCAUACAGCAUUGAUUGAAAUAUGAAAUGUAAAUUCAUGUCUUUUUUGUAGUUCUAUGCAGUUUUUCUUUGGACACUUUGUAGGUUCAUGUUUAUUUUUUCUGCUCCUUGAUUUAUGGUAAAACAGAAAUAUGCUAUUCUGCAUCAUUACAACAGUUUAAAUGUUCAAAGAUAACAUUACUCCCAACAUAAUAACAGUCCGAAGGUGUUUGCAAACAGUUGAAUGAACUUUACAUUGUUCUCAGUGUUCAUAUUUUCGUGUUCUCAAUCGUCUCUCUUAACCUUUCUAAAUGCCUUAUAGUAACUUGAUCUAAGCUUCUCUGCUCGGCAGCGAAGAGCCCCAAUAAUAGAGGCCAAGCGUAGACAAUAGGCUCUUGAUAUGUGCCCCACAAAGGCACAUUAAACUCCUCGACAAGUGUUUUUCAAAGCUGGGCUGAAGGACAGUGGCUCUGACUGAUGUAAAGUUUUCAACAUGCAAUGAAGAUGUUUUAAUAUUUCAUCGUCCUUAUGGUCUUAUUUGAUAAUUGUGUGCAAAUGGAUGUAGUACCUUUCUGAUUCAACUUUGAAAGUACCACAAAAGAAUAUAUUUUUUUAGAAAUGUUUUUACAGAAGUCAAUUGAGACCCAUGUUGUUUGGUUACCAACAUUCUUUAAAAUAGUUUUGUGUUAUGCUAAAUAAAGCACAGGUUUGUAAAAACAUUAGGGUGAAUAAAUGAUGAAAAAUG